AUGAAGGCACCAACCAUAUCAGAAGAUGUGAAAUACUUAGACGACAAGAAAAUUAAUAAGAUUAAUAGAAAAUUUAAAGUUUCUGAACAAUUUAGCCAUGAGUUUAAGUGUGCUCUCAACUCAGUGUUUGGAGCAGGAAGAUUAUAUGUUGGAACACACCACUUAUGUUUCAGUUAUCUAAAAAUCAUCAAAAAGAAACAUGUUAUAAUGGCAUGGAAUGAAAUGAGUGACAUCAAUAAGAUUAAUGGGAAAUGUAUUGAAAUUAGAACAAAAAAUGGAAUGUUUAUUUUAAUUUAUUGUAGUUCAAAAGUGAAUGAGUUGUUUGAUUCAUUGAUGGAAAGUUGGAGAAGAAGCAUUAUUUUCUCAGAAAAACUCAAACAAAUAACAAAGAGACAAACAAAUGAAAUAACUGAUAAAAGAAUUAAUGAAGAAAGGAUUUUAAAAGAAGAACCAAAACAUAUUGUAACAAUACACCGUUUUCAUAAAAAUGCAAAUGAUUUAUUUAUGUUAGUGUUCAGUAACAAUGACACUAUUAAACAGUUAUAUGAUGAUAUUGGACAAAAGGAUGUUAAAACUGAAGGAUGGCAAAAUGAGACUAAUGGAGGAAAAUUACUUUAUUUAUCAUACAAAGGAGUUUCAAGUGUUAUUGGGAUGGAAACAAGAAUAGAAGAGAAAUGGGAAAUGAGAAUGAAUGAGAAUGGAAUUACUAUAGCAAUGGUAGUUAGUGUAUUUGAUAUUCCAUAUUCUAGUUAUUUUAAAAUUGAAAGUUUGAUGAAAAUGACUGAUGAAGGAGAGUAUUGUGAUAUUGUUGUUAAACUCAAUGUUAAAUUUAUGAAAAGUACUAUUUGGAAGAAUCGAAUAGAACAAACAACAAUGAAAGAGUACAAAAAUAAAUAUGAAGAAUGGAUGAAAUUAAUUGGAAAGAUGAUUGGAGAUUCUCAGUUUGAAGAGAUUGAAAAAUAUAAUAAUACUAAUCAAAAUUCUAUAUAUAAUAAAAAAAUCAUUUAUGGAAUGAUUCUUCUUAUUAUUGUUUGUAUUAUUUGUUGUUUAUUAUAUUUAUUAAUAAAAACUUUUCAUUAA
This is a messenger RNA of Entamoeba dispar SAW760, 1080 nucleotides long. RefSeq lists its product as uncharacterized. The transcript has a single exon. The record is from RefSeq and is a predicted model, not a curated record. NCBI's taxonomy places the organism in Eukaryota, Evosea, Mastigamoebida, Endamoebidae. Bases 1 to 1080 code for a protein of 359 amino acids.